This is a messenger RNA of Sinocyclocheilus rhinocerous, 1970 nucleotides long. Its product is annotated as ubiquitin-conjugating enzyme E2 R2. The record is from RefSeq and is a predicted model, not a curated record. NCBI's taxonomy places the organism in Eukaryota, Metazoa, Chordata, Actinopteri, Cypriniformes, Cyprinidae. Bases 546 to 1265 code for a protein of 239 amino acids. The transcript has 5 exons.
CCCAUUGGAAUUGAGGAAAGACGCAUUCAGGACAUCGACUCAUAACUCGCCACUCUCCUUCACGUUUACUAGUUCACGCCAAUUUUUGCUUCUCGACGGAUCAGCUUGGCACACAAUUCAAGCGUAGACUUUCUUUGUGUACAUUCAGUCAUCUGAAUUUACUUAUUUAACGAAAACCUCCCGUUAGAGAGGAUUAGUGUUGAGUCGAAGUGGAUUUUCACGGCUAGCCUUCAGCUACGGAAAAAAACAACAAACCCGGAGCGCGAUUAUUUAUUUUUCUGACUGGCAAAACCCUGCGUAUAAACAACCAAACAACCUUUUUUUACUUCCAUGGACGACGAAAAAAAACACUUAUAAUGCUUUAUAGCUAAAACACUUUUUAUUUGAUCGAAAAUAGUCUCUUUUUUGAGGACAUUGUCAUUUCCUCGCUAAGCUAGCAACUCCAGACAAAGAAAAACAGCUUUCAUUGCCUCAUCACAUCUUUUCGCCCCUUUUGAGUAACAAAGCCCACUUUUUGAGUCUAGUUGGGUAGAAAUAAAGCAGGAAUGGCCCAGCAGAGCAGUACUCAGGUCGCCAGCUCACAGAAAGCUUUGAUGCUGGAGAUGAAGUCUCUACAGGAGGAACCAGUGGAGGGUUUCAAGAUCACUUUAGUGGAUGAAGCUGAUCUCUACAACUGGGAAGUGGCGAUUUUCGGACCCCCAAACACUCACUAUGAAGGGGGCUAUUUCAAGGCUCGCAUCAAGUUCCCGAUCGAUUACCCCUAUUCCCCACCCACAUUCAGAUUCCUCACCAAGAUGUGGCACCCCAACAUCUAUGAGAACGGGGACGUGUGUAUCUCCAUUCUGCAUCCUCCAGUAGAUGAUCCACAGAGCGGAGAGCUUCCCUCAGAGAGGUGGAACCCCACACAGAACGUCAGAACUAUACUGUUGAGUGUCAUCUCUCUACUGAACGAACCCAACACGUUUUCUCCAGCCAACGUGGACGCCUCCGUCAUGUACCGCAAAUGGAGAGACAGUAAAGGAAAAGACCGGGAAUACGCAGAAAUCAUUAGAAAACAGGUUCUGGCCACUAAAGCCGAGGCAGAACGGGACGGAGUAAAAGUCCCCACCACCCUGGCGGAGUAUUGCAUUCGCACACGCGCCCCUGCACCAGACGAGGGGUCCGACCUGUUAUAUGACGAUUACUAUGAUGAUGAGGACUUGGAGGAUGAGGAUGGCGAGGACUGUUGCUAUGACGAGGAUGACUCCGGAAACGAGGAAUCAUGACAACAUUCCCAUUACCAUCUUCUUUCUCGGCUUCAUCAGCAUCACCCCGAAAGAGGAAACGUUAAGGCAUGCGCCCUGCAUUUACACUCACUCAGAUGGCCAUUUUUGUUUCCUUAAAGGACUUAAAUGAGAUUUCGUUGUUUUUUUUUGUUUUUUUUUAAAUAAGAAUUAUGUUGUUUUCCCUCCGUGUCAUAAUUGUGCUGGCCUUCAGGCUUUUCUCCAGUCUGUUCUUUUAUUAUUUCUUUGCUUUGUGCUUUCAGAUAGCUCUGUGAAAGUUACUUCAAAAAGGACAAAAAAAAAAAAAACGAGCCUGACUGAAUUGAGGAGUGAUUCUUUGAAUGAGGCUUUGUGCUGAAUCACGCUGAUUGUUACUGAUUUUUUUAAUUUUCUUAGAGUGACCCACGUUCACUUUUUUGGCCUUCAAGCACAUCUGAGCAGCCCAGCAAUAAAACAUUACAACUUUGGGGGCACGGUUUGAGUUCACCCUUCAUUUGAGUAGUAAUUACGUUAAAGGGAAAGUUCACCCAAAAAAUGACAAUUCUAUCUUCAUUUACUCACCCUCCUGUCAUUCCAAACCUGUAUGACUUACUUUCUUCUUUGAAACAUAAGAUGUUUUGAGAAAUGGAAGUCAAUUGUCACCAAAUCAACAUUCUUCAAAAUACAGGUUUGGAACAAAUGAGGUUAAGUAAAUGACAGAAUUUUCAU